Messenger RNA from Oncorhynchus tshawytscha (Chinook salmon), 2382 nucleotides. RefSeq names its product protein phosphatase inhibitor 2. NCBI's taxonomy places the organism in Eukaryota, Metazoa, Chordata, Actinopteri, Salmoniformes, Salmonidae. Gene Ontology annotation, biological process: regulation of signal transduction. Gene Ontology annotation, molecular function: protein phosphatase inhibitor activity. The transcript is spliced from 6 exons. The record is from RefSeq and is a predicted model, not a curated record. Bases 372 to 953 code for a protein of 193 amino acids.
AGUGUCUGCAUUUUCAGCAUGUCAGAAAAAAUAAUGAAACUUGUUUGCUAAAAUAUUAUAUACAUACAGUGGGGCAAAAAAAGUAUUUAGUCAGCCACCAAUUGUAUAUAUAUAUAUUUUUUUUACCGCCAGUGGCCACACACAGACAAAAAAGCGCACCGGCGGCGUCUGGGACAUGCCAGUAGUUUCAGCUAUCACAGCUAUAGCUUGUGUUUACAAGUUAACCAGGAGUUUGAAGUGCAGGCGGAGUUGCAGCUUUUGUCGGGUUCUGCUUUUUGAAUCAUAAAGGCAAAGUUUACUAAAUAGAGGUGCUGCGCGUACCAGCCAGUUUUGAACAUUGACAACCACGCCAGUGACCUAGUGCAUGUGGAAUGGCAGCUUCCCGGCUGGUAAAAGGUAUUCUGAAGAACAAGAACAGCGGGACAGGCAUCAAAGUGGGCCCGUCCGAAGAAGUACCAGUAGAGACUUCAGAACAAGCGGCGCGUGGACUUCUGGAGGAUGACCCACAGAAGAAGUCACAGAAAUGGGACGAGAUGAACAUACUGGCAACGUACCACCCAGCAGACAAGGACUACGGGAUGAUGAAGAUCGAUGAGCCUAGCACACCCUACAACAGGAUGGUGGAGGACGAAGGGGCGCACAGCGACUCAGAGGGCAACGUGCCCAACGUGGACGACCUGGCCUCGAAAUUGGCAGCAGCAGAGGGAAAGGAACCGCGCUUCAUGAGAGAGGAGGAGGAGGAGAGUAGUGAAGAAGAUGAACUAACCCCAGAGGAUCAAGCGAAAAAGAAGCAGUUUCAAAUGAUGAGGAAGAUGCAUUACAACGAGGGCCUCAACAUCAGGAUGGCCAGGCAACUCAUAGCUAACGAAUUGGCGGAAGGCGAGGACGAAGAGAUGAGAGACGAAACGGAGGACAUCAACGUAGACUCGCCGCAAGACGCUCUGGAUUCCUAGAGGAGGACGCGCCACCUCUCCUGUCCCCAGCCUGUCUCGGCUUCUGACACAUUUAAGAGAAACUUGCCCACACAGUGCCGGGCCAUAGAGCAGACGGACACCGCUUCACAAUCUUCCCUCAAACAACCCCUGUUCAUGCGUGUGUAUAUUUCCCAGUAACACUGAAAUGCAAAGCAUUUUGACCCUGCUGGUUGCUUCUCUUCAUUGCCAAGAGUCCCUCACAAAAAGUUGUCAUUGCCUCAAAGGAACCAGACCUCAAGGAACUGAGACCUAAAGACUGUUAUUAUCAGUGAGGACUCCUGCCUUGCUCGCUCUCUGUCCAUCUCUUUGUCCCGGCUACUCCUGAGCAUCUGGUCGAAUGCUGUCAGAAAGAACAGCAGCACCCAUUGGAUUUCUCAUUGAAUGAAAGUAGUAGAAUCUUUUUCUGCUGGUGGUAGGGAGGUAGGAGGGUUUUGGUCUCUUGAUUUUUGUCUUGUUCCUUCUGUCCCCAUACCUGUUUUUGUUUAAUUUUUUAAUUUGUUUUAACUAUCACCAGAACCUUCAUUGGAGAAAUCUGAAACCUUGAUGAGCUAGCUGCUGUUUUCUUUUUCUUCACAAUUUCCUCCUCCGUUCCAAUCUUGGAUUUGGUGUUAUCUGGAAUGGAUAUAGGAACGUCAGACUGCAUUUUUAACCAGCCCACGGGGCAUCUCGAUAUCUAAGGUGACCAGCAUUCGACUCAGUCCUACACAUAUUUACGCCCACUGUAGGAUUUGGUACAGACUCAUUUUCUUCUCAGAACUAGACUUGAGCCCUUUCGUUUCACCUGUCUAAAUGGCCAUAAGAGGCUAUCCAUUGGAUUCUGUCCUUACAAUCUCAAAAGCUAACUACUGGAUCCUUUUGGAAAAUACAACACCCACAGGAAAUACUGACUGAUACACUGCAUGACUGUUCCCACUUUGUUUUUUAGAUAUUUUUUAUCAUGUCUAUGUUAAGGGAAGAUUUAUUGACAAAAACCAACAAGUUAAUUUGAGUAAUUAUCUUAACUUAUGACUAGCUUUUUGUAAAAAACAACUUGUAUGAUACUAACUAUUGGUCGAUAUUACAAGGCAUAUGUGCCUAUAUAAUGUAUUUAUGUACAUGUCUAAGUGAAUAGGCUACACUCAAUUUUACCUGUGCAGUUCAACGGCUUGGAUUCCCCUGCCUAUUUGUUGUUUAGCUUAAUUUUUACCAUGUUUUCUUGACACAUUUCAGUUGAAUGCAUUCAGUUGAACUGACUAGGUAUCCCAGCCGCUUUCCCUUUCUUUACUAGGGACAGUGGACUAAGAUUCUGUCUCACAUGAUCAUUUAUCUGUCCCCAAAUAAUGGGGACUUGUUUUUUUUGUUUAGCUCUUAAAUGGGCAUGUUCUUAAGUGUUUUAUUUUUGUCUCACAUUAAAAUGUUGUUUUAUGGA